Messenger RNA from Sipha flava (yellow sugarcane aphid), 1005 nucleotides. Its product is annotated as zinc finger MYM-type protein 1-like. The record is from RefSeq and is a predicted model, not a curated record. Bases 1 to 1005 code for a protein of 334 amino acids. NCBI's taxonomy places the organism in Eukaryota, Metazoa, Arthropoda, Insecta, Hemiptera, Aphididae. The transcript is spliced from 2 exons.
AUGUGUAACCGUAGCGAAGUUGUAAAUCAAUUAAAACAAAAAUGCUUUUCAAGACUUUCAUUUGCUGAAAAAAAAGUUUUAGUUGAAAAUGGUGGAUAUUUUAAACUUAAGACAUUUUUAUCAUCAUCAACUGCUAGAAUUGACACAUCAUUAGAUAAACAAAGAAAAAUAGAUAUUCAAUUACAUAAUGAAAAAGCAGCAAAAAAUAGAGAAAUAUUAAAAAGAUUAAUAAAUGCAGUAUGUUUUUUAGCUAAACAGGAAUUAUCUUUUAGAGGACAUAAUGAAAACAAAUAUUCAGUAAAUAGGGGAAACUAUAUGGAGUUAUUGAUUUCCACCGAAGAAUUUGAUCCAUUAUUACAAGAGCAUUUAUAUACAUCUACUAUUUUUCGAGAUACUUCUGUUUCCAUACAAAAUGAUUUAAUAAAUUCAAUUGCUGAUGUUAUUAAACAUGAGAUAUUUAAUGCAAUUCAAAAUACACAAUACGUGGCAAUUAUGCUUGAUGAAACAACUGAUAUUAGUAAUAAAUCACAACUAUCGACAGUACUGAGAUAUUUUUCAAAAAACGAAAACAAAAUUGUUGAACGUUUUCUUGGAUUUGAUGACAUGAGUGCUGACAAAACAGCAACCUUUUUAUUUAAACACGUUAAUCGAGUAGUUGAAAAAUUUAAAAUUGAAAACAAAUUAGUGGCACAAACAUAUGACGAGGCAGCAGUAAUGUCUGGCCAUUUAAACGGGUUGCAAAGUAAAGUAUUAGAGAAAUAUCCUAAAGCUAUAUUUACUCAUUGUUAUGCGCGUGUUAUUAAUUUAAUACUUCAACAAUCAUUAGAAUGCAAUAAGGAACUUAAAAUUUUUUUUCAAGGUCUUAACUCUUUACCUAUAUUUUUUUCUCACUCUCCUAAAAGACUAAAAGCACUUUCAGAAUUUAUGACCAAAAAGUUACCCACAUUAGCUACUACUCGUUGGAACUUUACUUCACGAUUAGUUCAUAUAAUUCAUAAUCAUUGA